This is a messenger RNA of Emericellopsis atlantica, 1439 nucleotides long. Its product is annotated as phosphoribosyltransferase-like protein. Gene Ontology annotation, cellular component: cytoplasm. The record is from RefSeq and is a predicted model, not a curated record. NCBI's taxonomy places the organism in Eukaryota, Fungi, Ascomycota, Sordariomycetes, Hypocreales, Bionectriaceae. The transcript has 2 exons. Gene Ontology annotation, biological process: adenine salvage; AMP salvage. Bases 458 to 1117 code for a protein of 219 amino acids. Gene Ontology annotation, molecular function: adenine binding; AMP binding; adenine phosphoribosyltransferase activity.
AUCAAUCAUCUUAUUGUAGGACAGAGACGGGAACGCUGAGAAAAUUCCUCCCUCUUGAUACCAGUUCCAAAACUUCCCGUCUUACAACAAUCAUUUCGAGAUCGCCGCCCUUUGCUAGUAUCACUUCGGUGCAACCCAAGUCACUCUCAGUGCCUGACCAAUCCCCAUCGCGCGCCAUCCGAUACAAGGUCCCGACGUUUUUGGUCCCUGCUUGUACCCUGUCGUUCCGCACGCACGCCAGCAGUAGCCAGCAAACGGACGUUGCGCCAGCUCGGAUUGCGCUGUACCUUCCGUGACUCUUCGCCCACUCAAUUUUUUGCAGCGUACAGCAGUACCUGACCUCCUCCUCCUCCUCUCCUCCUCUCCUCCUCCCUCCUUCCUUUUUCCCUCUUACUUCUGCUUCCUCCUCGCUCCUCUCCUUCCCCCCUUCCUUCCCUCCCUCUCUCUUUCCCUCACAAUGUCAACGCAGGACGCCCAGGCUCCUGCUUCUUCCUCCACCACAGCGCAGCAGCAGCACCAGCAACAAGAUGCCUCGGGACGACAGCCCUCCUCCGCCUCCUCCGCCGCCGCCCAACUCACCGGUGCAAAGGUAGAGCUUCGCAAGGUUCUCCGGUCGUUCAGCGACUUCCCCAUCCCGGGCAUUGAGUUUGUCGAUAUCAUGCCCCUCUUCGCCAACCCCGCCGCCCACAACACCCUUGUCGACGCUCUCGAGCUUCAGAUCCAGCAGGCCUUCCCCGGCGGCCGCCCAGAUGUCAUUGUCGGACUCGACGCCCGCGGUUUCCUCUUCGGCCCCGGCCUGGCCUUGAGGCUGGGCGUCGGCUUUGCCGCCGUGCGCAAAAAGGGCAAGCUCCCCGGUCCGUGUGUUACGGCCGAGUACCUUAAGGAGUAUGGCGCGGAUUUCUUCCAAAUGCAGGAAGACGCUGUCAAGCCUGGUCAGAAGGUCCUGAUUGUCGACGACAUUAUUGCUACUGGCGGUUCCGCAAAGGCUGCUGCCGAACUUGUCAAGCAGCUCAAGGGCGAUGUCACUGGCUUCCUCUUCAUCCUCGAGAUCCCUGGUCUCAAUGGACGCGACAAGCUCGAGGGCGCCCCCGUUUCGAUUCUGAUGGACGACAACUGAAGAUUCUCCAAUAUUGCGCACACCAGGCGUCUCAGGUAACGCAACCAAGUCGUCCGGGGCGGUACGCGCGGUUCAUGACCUGCACCGCACAGGACGGACGAAUUCAUCUUCGACGCCAUAUGAACCGAUAUGGAGGGGGCACAAUCUGGCGUUUGGGGUGAUUUUUCAACAUAAAACAUGGAUUCCGAGGAGGCAUCGCUCGCAUGACUAUAGAUGGAAGGAAGCGGUUGGACGGCACUGGAGGUUAUCUGGAUUUUCCCUCCUCAAUUUCUUUAUAUAAUACCAUUCACAAGAUAGACCACUAUUUGAACAUUUUUGACGU